AUGUCGAGUGAUCACGUUGAUGAAAUUACAGCACCUAAGUAUAAUGAAUUGUACCAAUUAGUGAACGAGCAACGAGCUAAACUCAAACAGCUAGAAGAUGAAUUAGCACUGGUAAAUGUGAAAAAUGACGAGACACCAUUGAACACUAAGACAAAUGAUGAAUCGAUAGAGUUUCGUGUCAUCCCAGACGUCAAUAAGUCAGUGAAAUGUUUUACUGGAUUGGAACCUUCUCACGUAGCCGAAGAUUGGUUGGAAACGAUAGAGGGUUUAGCUGAUUUGAAUCGGUGGCCAUCCAAAUUUUGUCUACAUUUUGUACGUUCGAAUAUGUCUGAUGCGGCACGUAAUUGGUUUUUAUCGAAAAAUUUUGUGAGUUGGUCCACGUUUCGUGAGAAGUUUAAACUAGUGUUCGUACGUGAAUUACGCAUGGCCGACAAGUGGGACGCUAUGCGCAGUCGUGUACAACACAAGGAUGAAUCACUGAUGUCAUAUUUUCAAGAUAAGGUGCGGUUGUGCAAAGGUGUCAGAUUACAGUUCGAAGAACUUCGCGAUUAUGUUCUACAGGGCAUUUUACCUCGGGAACUCGCGAUGUAUGCAUUUGGAAGGAAGCACUAUGACGAAGACCAAUUACUCAUAGAUAUAUUGGAGUGGCAACGUCAGUCUGAUCGUCGUGGAGAUCAGCCAAACACUUCCGUAAUUACUAAAGUCGAUCAUAGUAAGAUGUGGUCAAAAAAAAGAAACAACAAGUAA
Messenger RNA from Macrosiphum euphorbiae (potato aphid), 747 nucleotides. Lineage: Eukaryota; Metazoa; Arthropoda; Insecta; Hemiptera; Aphididae. The record is from the annotation of a GenBank genome assembly.